CAACAACAACAAAAUUCCGGUCGCAAGAUAAUUAUUUUUACAGUUUACCUUGGUUUAACGUAAUGUCAUUGAAAACAGUAUGCUUUAAUAAAAAUUUUGACUUUAAGUUUCCUGUGUUGAACAAAACUGUUUGUAGCUACUUUUCAGACGCACGAGUACCGCUUCGAGGAAGCUAAGUGUAUCAAAUUUCGGCUAUAGAGAAUUUUGGAAGUAAAUAGUGCAGUCACCUUAACAGACAGGAGGAUUGUAGAGGCCAUGGACAAAGGAUUUAGGUACACGUAUUCUGUUGCUGCUUUCCCAAGAGUCAAGUACUUCUACCAAAGGCUGAAAAGAGCAAUUCCUAGAUGGGAGAGAAUUCUAGAUGCUGGAGGAUUACCAAAGUGUAUCUCUCAGGGUAAAGUCAAACUUGGGAUGAUAACAUCAUUAGCACAAGUAAUUGGAGACAAAGUUUCAAUUAAUUUGUUUGCCGAUUCUGCUUUCUUAAAGACGAGUACAUUAGAGCUACCUGUACAUGUGGUUGGUGACGAAGGGACCGAGAAAAUAACCUGGUCCAGCUUUUCUUAUGAGAAAAAGAAGAGUAUUAUGCCAGUUGUAACAGUGAUUGUAUUACCAUCUUUGGAGGAAAAGAAUGUGAAAAAGUUACAGGCAAAACUGUCUGGUAUGUCAACAGUUCAGCUUCGGGACAUUAUAAUCUACGUUGAGGAAUCCAAAACCAAUUUUACAUACACUGACCUGGUGAAAGUCAACUUUCAACAAGAAGAUAUAGAUCUACCUGAGGGCAAGGCCCGUGAUCGUAGCAGAUGCCUUAACAAACAGAUACAGAAUGUGUUAGAAGAGAUGGUCGUUGCUGUGCUGGAUAUGAUGGCAGCAUAUAACAAGGUGUUUAUUCCAAAGAAAUGUGAAGACCCAGAGGAGUCGUUACAGGAUGCUGUACACCUCAAGCUCCUGAAAAGUCUGCAUGAUCCGUUUGUGGUGAAAGACCUUUCACCUGAUAACAUAAGUGAUGAAGCAGAGAGAAAGCCAACAGAAAAAGAAUUAAACAGGAUUGCUGGAGCCAUAGGAAAAAACUGGGAAAAGUUGGGAUUACCACUAGGAAUAGCUGAAGCAAAAAUGAGUGAAAUAAAACUAUCACAUCAAAGUGAAGCGUCAAAGGUUUACCACAUGCUGUUGACAUGGCAGAAGAAGGACAGGGCAACACUGAAUUACCUGUUACAACUCCUGGAGGCUGUUUCAUUUGCUGUUACUGUUGACAUGGAGAUUAUCCAAAGACUGAGAGAAGAAUCACCAGCCCCUACAGCAGAUUCAGAAAGAGACGCAGCAUUCCAUAGGAAGCUGAUGGAAUUUGUGGCAAAGAAAACAAAAUGUGUCGCUUGUGACACACUGUCCAAAAAGUAUGGAAUUUCAACCAAUCUAAUAAAUGAAUUCCUUAAUGAGGAUUUCUUUGGUUAUGAGAAGAAGGUGGCAGAGAUGAUGGCAAGUAUGAGCCUUCCGUGCUGGCCGCGAGACAAGUCAGAUAAUGGCGUAUCAACAUGUAGAUCAUUUGCACACAGGUGUGGCUUGAGUAUGACAAAGAUAACACACGAUACAGAAGAGUACAUCAAGACCAAGAGUGAGAUUUUGAUGUUGGUGAAGAAACUACAGUUUGAAUUGUUCGGAUUACUCGAGCAAACUGAUGUUGCCAUAGAAACACAGAUAUCUGAUGUACCGAAACUUCCACUCGAAUUUCAGCAUGGUUUACUUGAAAUUCCAGAGGUGUAUGGAUGUGGUACUCUAUGGGGUGAACUUGAGUUACAUUUGACUGAAGAUCUAUCUUUAAAGAGUAAAGAUAAAGUGAAAGAACUUAUGACACAUCAUAAGUACACAUGCGGUUACUCUACACUGCUUAUUAAGCCACCAAACCUUCAGACUGGAGACUGGAUUGAGCAGGGGAGUGGGAUACGAGCAACAAAGUUGAGACCUGAUUCAGAUGGGAAAUAUAACUACGGAAGUAUAGGAUGCUUUGUAAGGGUUAAGUCAAACAUUGUUUAUGAAAGAGGUGCGAGCAAUGUUGCACAAGAUAAAGGUAAAUUGCACUGCAUCACUUGUGCUCAUUGUGUACAAAACUGUGAAAAUCACAUUGAAGUAUAUGUAGGAAAAGAAAUAAAACCACUGGGUGUUAAAAGUUUUGAAGAAUUUAAUAACGAAGUAAUGGAUGUUGCAACUGUUAAAAUUCAUGAACAGAAGAUUAAAUGCUGUGAAACAAGUAUGCAAGAAUCCUGUGAAGAUUCACUAUUUAGACAUAAGUGGACAUUUAAUCAUGAAGCAAUACUUAGGAAGACAGUUUUCAAAUAUGGUAGUGCCACAGGAUUAACUCGUGGAAUUUGUAUGUGUAAUGAUUAUAAAACCAAGGGGAUGAUGGAACAUUGGAAUCGAAAUUCAAACACAAACUUUGAUGGAGAUUUCAAUAUUCUAAUAGCCCAAAAUGCAGAUGUGCAGCCAGGCACUCAUGUAGAAGGAACAACUGCUGCAGCUGAAAACCAGCAAAUGCAAGUUGAUGAAGAGAAAGUAUUUUCUGAGAACGGAGACAGUGGAUCAGUUGUCUGUGAUGAUAAUACAGACACAGGUGAUGUCAUUGUAAUGGCCUUACUCAGCGGUGAUAUAAGAUCAAAAGAAGGCAAAUUCUUGUACAGCUAUUCCUCCAACAUCCAGAAAGUUAUUGAGGUGCUGCAACAAAAAUAUAACUGCUUGAUAGAACCAGCAACUUGAAGGGAAUGGGUUUGUCUUGCAGAAAAAAAAAUCUAAAAAGGUUUGAUGUGUUUAAACAGGUACAUAGCAGAAACUUUGUGUGACAUCUUGGAGGAAAUGGACAACACAUAAUCUGCAUUAUGUGAUAUGUUAUUUAUAUUUGUAAUAGACAGCAAGUCUUUAAAUAAUAAGUACAGAUGAUGUCAGAUUUAUGUUAAUUUUAUCACUGCUUCAUUGUGAUAUUUUUGUUGACUCCAAUAUUUGACAUGUUGAUGCUGGUCCCCAGGCCAUAUAAUGAAUUGGAAUUCAUUUCAGAUGGGAUGUAUUUAUUGAAUUAAUUAUGUAAUUGUUAAAUAUGUUCUUGGUCUUCAUUUACUAAUCUCAUUACAUGUGUAUCUAGUACAUAUAAAAGGGCCCAAGUGGUUAAGAUCGCUUUGAAUAACUUGCCCCUCAUUGAUAUUCAUUUGAAACCUUUGAAAACUCAUUUAAGGUUUAGAAUUCUUCUUCGAGUUAGGAAGCCAACCAAGUCAGUGGUUUUACUCAGGUGCUGACCCAUGUCUAGAAUAAUGCUGGCAGGGUAACCUGAAGUAUUCCAUCACCAUUAAAGCUGGAAAGUCACCUUACAACCUACAUUGUGUUGGCAUGACAUUAACUUAACAAAACAAACAUUUAGUGCAUACAGAUUUAUAUAAAAAUCUUUGAAAAAUCUUUUAAAAGAUGUUACUGAUGAAUUGGUUAUAUUUUACAUAAACGUCAGUCUAAAGUAGAUUUUUUUAUCAUGUUUUUUUCUGAGACUUUAAUCAGGUGUAUUGUUGGAUUCAUCUACUAGAGAUUCAUACUUGUACUUCUGCUCUUCCAAAUUCAUUUGCCUCUAUUCCCCCAGCAUUCUUUGAAUUUCAGCUUCAUACUAAUAUCAUAAGGCAGGAUGAUCAAUUUUGAUCAAUACUAGAAGGCUUAAUUUGUAUGUUAGGGAUAAACAGUAGGGAAUUUUAUCGCAUUGGCUUGAAACUAUUGAACCUGCUUCUUCUUAUACAGUUACACCAGUUUUGCACUGAGACAAUGAUUUAUGUUAGGGAGCUUCCGGUUUAAGGUAGUGGAUUCAUAAUGUCGUUCAUAUUCCAUUUCGAUUUUGUAUUCUCCAUAAUAUUAUAAUUUCAUCAUACUGAAUGUUAUGAGUUUGUGAAAGCCACAUUAACGGUGGAAGAAUGCUAAAAUGGCAAAUGAAAAUAAUUAUUUAUUUAUGUAAUUGCAGGAACAUUGCUAAUUUUAUUAUGGGUCCACUACCUUAGUAGAAAACCGUUUCACUGCCAUGUUACGAUGUCAGGGAGAGAAACCUCAGUUUAUAAAGAUGUUUAUGCAUGACCACUCAGAAUCAUUCAAAAUGAAAACAUUUGCCAAGCAAUGCUUACUGUAUUAAGCUCUGCUUGGUGCAACUGAUUGGCAGCUGGUCAGCCCAAGUGAUCUCUUUCUUUUGUGAUGUAUUGUAAUAUUUUUUUAUGUUUGUUAAGCAUGAAAAUACGCUGUUGCAUUCAUGUGGUAGGCAAUUUAAACUAUGCUGUUACACUCACGUGGUAGGCAAUUGAUUAAAAAAUAUGCUGUUAAACUCAUGUGGUAGGCAAAUGAUUAAAAAUAUGCUGUUACGCUCUUGUGGUAGGAAAAUAAUUAAAAAUAUGCUGUUAUGCUCAUGUGGUAGGCAAAAAAAUAUGCAUUUACACUCACUUGGUAGGCAAAUAAUUAAAAAUGUGCACUUACACUUGCGCAGUAGGCAAAUGAUUGAAAAUAUGCUGUUACACUCACAUGGUAGGCAAAUGAUAAAAAUAUGCUCUUAAACUCAUGUGGUAGGCAAAUGAUUGAAAAUAUGCUGUUACACUCACGUGGUAGGCAAAUGAUUGAAAAUAUGCUGUUACACUCACGUGGUAGGCAGAUGAUAAAAAUAUGCUGUUACACUCACGUAGUAGACAAAUGAUUGAAAAUGUGCUGUUACACUCGUGUGGUAGGCAAAUGAUUAAAAAUAAGCUGUUACACUCGCAUGGUAGGCAAAUGAUUGAAAAUAUGCUGUUACACUCACAUGGUAGGCAGAUGAUAAAAAUAUACUGUUACACUCACGUGGUAGGGGCAAAUGAUUGAAAAUAUGCUGUUACACUCAAAAGGUAGGCAAAUUAUUGAAAAUAUGCUGUUACACUCACACGGUAGGCAAAUGAUUAAAAAUAAGCUGUUACACUCGCGUGGUAGGCAAAUGAUUGAAAAUAUGCUGUUACACUCACGUGGUAGGCAAAUGAUUGAAAAUAAACUGUUACCAUCAGAGGUGGUAAUAAGAGUGGUAGGCAAAUGAAUUCCUUUUUGGUCAAUUAAGUGAAGUGUGCCUUGGUGUUGUAUAUUUUAAAACCAUUUACAAACUAAAGUAUUGUAUUUGUAUCAGUACAUUUGUACUUUACAUCUUGUGUAUUUUGUUUUGUUUAUCUAUUCCAGCAUUGAUAGGAGUGUACAUAUUUUUACAAACAUUCAAUGUACAUGUAUAUAGUUUUAUGAUUACAGUGUUAUUUGAUAAUAGUUUGUGAAAUAGUGUUAUAGAUUGUCCCUAUUAUUGUUUUAUCAUUAUUUAGUUUGCAAUAAAUGUAACCGAAUAAUAAAAAUAUAUUAUAUCUACGUAUGUAUAUAUAUAUAGGUACUAUGUGCCAUAUCUGUUGUUUCUUAUAGAUGUAUACAAAACUGAUAAAAUCUUUUUAUAAAACAGUUACUACAAAUGUCUCUUUUGGAGCAGUUUAUUUUAUUAUCACAUUUGUUUAUUAAUUUGCAUUAUCUUUUGAUAUCAGAUUUAAAUGCAUAUAGUGUAAAAUAAGUUCUCACGUUUCUUUCUGUGAGAAAACUUUGAAGUUUACCUGUAGUUUCAUAUAUUUUUAGGUUUGAAACUUACCAUUGCUAUGUUUUGAUAUAUGUUACACACCUAUAUAUGUUUUUCAUUAAGAAUGUAUACUUCCUAUUAUUCUUGUGCAGCUCUUCUUGUUUAAAUAGUUAUUUUAUUAUGUUCAGAGAGUUUGAUUUUACAUGUGUGCUGAAAUGCAUUAACACAAGAAAAAAUGUUUUUGUAAUGAAAAAAAAACUUAUUUCAGCAAGGAUGUUACAGUUUUUAAAUGAUUUUACCUAAAAACCACUCUUUGUUAAAUUUUGAAUGUAUUUUAUAAAGCUGUAAUCAUGGUCAAAUAGAAAAUGGUCCAAAAAUGUGUAUUCACAUAUAUAAAUUGUUCAGCAAUAAGAAGGCUAUCCCCACUUUAUGAAUUCUACUGCUGUAUGACUUAGCCAUGUUAGAACACUUAAAUAUUAUAAAAUAUAUGAACUAAAAAUAAUGAUAACGAAGAGUUUAUUCAUGUUUGAUCGUCUAGGCUAAACAAAGCAAAUCAGGAUUGAAAUUAUCAAGUCAUGAAUGAAAAUUUACCAUCAGUCACAUCAUGCUGUCGCAAUACUUUUACACAGUUUUAUGUUUUACAUCAAACUUUCAGCAGAAUACUGCUAGAAGUUUUUGAAAUAUGUUUGUCUACAUUUUUAUUUGAGCUUGUUCUAACUUUGUUCACCAGCUAACUCAAUCUGCACAUUCCCCAAAAUACAAGCUCAGUGAAGUGAUAUAAAUUCAGUAACUGCAGACUAACAGUAUGUUUUUUUUCUUGUCUGUGAUACUUAAGUUGUUGUUAAGUGGAGACUGCUUAGCAAUAUGAAAUACCAGUAAUUUAAUUUUGUGCGCUAAAAUUUGUGGUUUUGGUAAAAAUGGCUAUUUCAUGAGAUGAAGUUGGUUAAUCAGAUUUAGUCAAGUAAUGGAAUUGUUUGAAACUUUAAGCAACUGAUUAUUAACACUUUUUUAUGUUUACUGAGUGCUUAAUUUAGGUUAGAUUUUCAUUGGAGGUAAAUGUUAAAAUUUGAUUUUUCUUACCUGAUUGCCCAAUCAAGAUAGAGUUAUUUUAGCAUAGGUGUAAAUUUGAUAAAAGAUUAUUUGGCCUAAGGAAUGAUGCAAAUGUAAGAACUAUUGUAUUAUAUUUGUCAAAUAUUUACAUUGACAACAGUUAAAUUACUACCAGUAUUAUUUAACCAUAUGUUUACAAACACAAGUUUGUAAGGUUACUGUUACCACCCUUUCUAUGCCUUGGUUGCACAACCAAGAUAGAUUUUAUAGGAAUUAAAAGGAUUUGUAAACUACAUGUAGUUUUGGAACUUUUCUUUUGGUUUAGAUCGUUGAAAAUCAGUAUCCCAGUAUUUCUCAGAUGUCAUUGUAAAACUAGGAAUUAUAUGGAAGUAAAAUGAAAUACUCUUAUUUUUUAAACACUUUCAUAUUAAAUGUAUGGGGGAGAGAAUUACAAAAUUUUAUAAAAAGCAAAUUUUGCAAUAAAAACAUCUAUUUCUAAUAAGGAUCUAACUCUACAUGACAUAGGUCAGUCUGUUCCUUAGAUAAAUCUCAAAUAGAUUGCAUGGAAAGUGAAAAUGUCAUAAUUUUAUAACUUUGCUGAAAUGUGAUUGGCCACCUUUAUUUGUUUGACUAUUUGUUCAUUGGGAUUUAACAACAACAAAAAUAAGUCCCUAGUGAAUUUUAAUUAUUUCGUAGUAUUUGAUUAUAUAUUUUUAUGUAUUUAAUAAACAUUUCUCUAGUUUGUUUUAUGAUCUUUUAUUAAAAAGUGAUAGUCUGGCAUAUAUGUUGCUUCUAUAAUGCUAGACAGUUGAGCAUAAUUCCAGUUAUUUAUGCCAUUUUUUUGCAGCAUUAUUUGUAACAAUUUCAUGUGUGGUGUUUGAAUGAAAAGUUAGUUCACAUCGAUUUUCUCUGUUUCACUAAUUUGUAGGUGUAAAUGAGUAUGUGAUAAAAGGAUCAUUAGUUUUAUUAAAUGUGCUAGUAUCUUUUCUGCACAUCUUGUGCCUUUUUCUCAAUACAAAUCAGAUCAACUAUAAAUAUGUAUAUCUACCGAUGACUGCACUUACAGAAAGUAAUUUUUCUUAUACUAUAUAAUGAUUUUAUUAUGUACAUAUAUAAAUGUAAGUUGUUUCUUAAAUUUCAUUGUAAUAAAUUAAUAAGUCAAAACAUGGCAAUCAGAAAACAUUUAGGUAGUUUUAGCUUUAUUGUUAAAGAGAUUUAUAGCUUUGUUUGUAUUGUUUAUGCCCCCGAAGGAAGGCAUAUUAGUUUUCAACUGUCCGUCCGUUCAUUCAUUAGUUUGUUAGUUUGUUCGUUUGUUCGUCACAACGUUAACUUUUUGCAUGAAGGCACUUUACUCAUGAACCACUGCACCCAGGACCUUCAAACUUCACAUGCUGAUAGUACUUAUUGAGUACACCACUCUACUGACUUUGGGGUCACCAGGUCAAAGGUCAAGGUCACAGGGGCCAACGUUAACUUUUUGCAUGAAGGCACUUUACUCGCAAACCACUGCACCCAGGACCCUCAAACUUCACGUGCUGAUAACACUUAUUGAGUACACCACCCCUACUGACUUUGGGGUCACCAGGUCAAAGGUCAAGGUCACAGGGGCCAACGUUAACUUUUUGCAUGAAGGCACUUUACUCGCGAACCACUGCACCCAGGACCUUCAAACUUCAUGUGCUGAUAGUACUUAUUGAGUACACCACUCCUACUGACCUUGGGGUCACCAGGUCAAAGGUCAAGGUCACAGGAGCCAACAUUAACUUUUUGCAUGAAGGCACUUUACUCGCGAACCACUUCACCCAGGACGUUCAAACUUUACAUGCUGAUAGUACUUUAUGAGUACACCAACCCUACUAACUUUGGGGUCACCAGGUCAAAGGUCAAAGUCACAGGGGCCAAUGUUAACUUUUUGCAUGAAGGCACUUUACAUGCGAACCACUUCACCCAGGACCUUCAAACUUCACAUGCUGAUAGUACUUAUUGAGUACACCACCCCUACUGACUUUGGGGUCACCAGGUCAAAGGUCAAGGUGCUGUUUGGGCAUUUGUCACCAUUAGUGACAGCUCUUGUUUAAUUUUACUUCUGAUUAUUGGCUGGUUGAUAUUUAAAGUGACUUUGUUUUUGCAGGUGAUGAAUUAUUUUUCAAAUAUAGCAAUUCGUGGCAGGUUUUGAACAUGUUUUUUUCCAGAAUUAAAUCUAAACAGUGUGAUUGUUCUUUGUGUCUUACAGACUACACUUCUCAAGAAUGAAGAUAGAUUCCUGUAAUACCCCUGUGUCUGACAUCAUAUGCCUUCAACUAUUCUACUGUUAAUUUAACACACUUGAGGUCGCAGUUUUUGCAAAAUCCUAAUGAAACUUGUCAGAAAGUUCCCCGACAAUCUUGAAAUUUGGUUGCCUGAGGUCAAAAGCUAGGUCACUAAGUGAAAUCUUUAAAAAAAGCUUUAUUAACAUUUUAGAGGUCAUAUUUUCUACUUGAUCUUCAUAAAUGCUAUCAGGGUAUUUGUCUCUAUGAAUUCUAGGUCAUAUUCAAAACUAGGUUACCUGCAUGAGGUCAAACAUUAAGUCACUAGCUAAAAUCAUAGAAAUACCAUCUUAAUACCUUGAAGUCACUUUUUUUUACCUAGAGGCCACAUUUUCUACUUAAUAAUCAUGAUUUUUUUGUGAGAAUGUUUGUCACUAUGCAAUAUUCUAGCAUAAAACUGCUGUUCUUGUCACUUUUUGUGGGUGUUUUAACAAGGGAGAAAACGUGUGUUAACAGAAAGAUUCUUGCACUCGCGUGUUAUUAUAACACCUUUUUAUAUAUGCGCAUUCCGCGGCAGAGCGUAAACGUCUUAUGGCCCCAAAACGGAUAAUUCAAAUGGAAAUGAUGUCAACGUGAAAAACAACUCAGAUAUUCCCUCGCAUUUCAUGGAAAUUUAAUGACUUUUAGGUAGAAUUUAUUCAUUUAAUAUUAGGGUAUUUUUCGCGGCAUAUGCUAAAAUAGCGUUAGCACAUGUUCAUUUUGUGUUGUAACAUCUUCAUAAUCCCUCGGGACACGUUGGUACCCUUGACCUACGGACUCGGGCACCAACCAAUCCCUCGGGAUUCUGCAGACGCUGUAUCACAAAAAAACAUGCGUUAUCCCUACAUAUUGAUAAUUAAAAAAAAAACUAGGCCACUAUAUCAGUUCACAGAAAAAAUUAUGUUAACACCCUUGAGACCACUUUUUCUAUUUGAUCUUUAUAAAACCUAAUUAGAAUGUUUGUCUCUGAAAUCUAGGUGAAGAUUGAAGCCGGAUCAUCUGAGAUAAAAAAAAAACUAGGUCACUAGGUCACAUCACAGAAAAAAAAACUUUGUUAACACUCAGUAGGCCGCAUUUUCUUCCUGAGCUUCAUGAGACUAGGUUAGAGUGAUAAUCUGUUUAAAAUCUAGGAUAAAUUUUUAAUUGGGUGACUUUAGUCUAAAACUAGGUCACUAGGUCAGAGCAUUGAAAAACACUUGGUUAAUGAACAUCUGACUUACAAAAACAUAGUAGGAAUGUUUAAUGAAAUCUGUAUAAAAUUAUAUACAUGUACUUGGUUAUCUUUGGUAAGAACUAGGUGAGGUGAGUGAUACAGGGCCUUCAGGGCCUUCUUGUUAUCUCUAUUGUUCUUUGUGUAUGCCUUUUAGGAAACACAAAGUUCAAUAUUUUGUUUAAUUGUGUUGAAGCUUUCAUGCUCAAAAGACAAAAACUGUAGUUCUGUAAGAUCAUUUGGUCAGAAUUAUUAUGCAUAUUCAGUACAUGUAUAUCCAAUACCAAAAAUAAAAUCUACAUUUAGUUGAAAGUU
Mercenaria mercenaria is the source of this 10426-nucleotide messenger RNA. RefSeq lists its product as uncharacterized. Gene Ontology annotation, molecular function: protein binding. The coding region runs from base 256 to 2745 and encodes 829 amino acids. The record is from RefSeq and is a predicted model, not a curated record. Gene Ontology annotation, biological process: signal transduction. NCBI's taxonomy places the organism in Eukaryota, Metazoa, Mollusca, Bivalvia, Venerida, Veneridae. The transcript is spliced from 10 exons.